AUGUUACCUGCUUCGUUGCCCAUAUCAAACUGCUGGCAUCGCCAGCCGUCGCAUCAGUAUCGCCAUGCCGUCGCAUGCCUUUCCCGAUUGCUCCUCCCGCACGUCGCUCGCAGCGUGCGACGCUGCGAGUUCCAUGACGCCAGCCAAUCCUUAGAGCAGUGGCUCUUCCGGUCGCGAAGCCUCCCUGCUGCUGUCGAUCGUGCAUCGUAUCGCGAAGACCUCGACGAAACCUAUGUUCGAGAGCAGGGAGCCGAUCCAGCUGUUACAGGUGACACUUCAACAAAAUUCGCAUCGGAAUGUAACGCAGCACUGCCGUACGGCGAUGCGAACGUGGCAAGGGAGUUCCUUCCCAAGUCACGCGGCCGUGAACUCGACGCUUACUCAAUCCUCUCCUCGCAAACCCCUAAUUACUCGCUCGUGCGGCAGGCUCCACCCCCACUCCCCUCAACUCAAGACCUGACCCUCCCUCCCUCCCUCCUCGCUUACAAAUGUCAGCCCGACCGUUCCUUAUCUCCCCGUCUGACCCAUUUGACGUUUGGAAUUUCCCGACGGUUGGAUUCUUCCGAUCCGUCGCACCGCCACCGUCGAUCUCACCAUCCUUCUCACCGUCCGUCUCUCGAGGCGCGGUUCCAUCACUCUCUCUCGACCUCCCGCGUUCGCGACUCGUCGAUGCACGACGAGCCGCCCCACCAGCUGCAGCAGCCGCGUCAGCAGCGGUACGCCGCGAGCCUCGCGGCUGCAACGGCGGCGCGGGAGGAAGAGGACGACAGGAUGGACGCGGAGGAGGAGAAGGAGGAGGAGGAACGAGGGGAGGAGGAAGGCUACCGAGAGAAACGUAAGGAACGGGGGGAAGGAGUGGAGCGAGAGGAGAAGGCGACAUUAACGCAAGGGGAAGGCGUGAUUAAUUCUGAUCCUUCUACUACCAUAAUCAGACCAUCUGGCAUAGAAUACCCGAAGGCGGGAUUAGCCAUGGCUGACGGUGCUAGUGCCGGGGAGGAAGUCGUGACGGACGUGUUGACGGACUCGUUCGGGCGGCAGCACAGCUACCUGCGCAUCUCGCUGACAGAGAGGUGCAACCUGCGGUGCUCCUACUGCAUGCCCGCCGAAGGCGUGGAGCUCACUCCGAAAGAACACUUGCUUUCAACGGACGAGGUCAUUCGCCUGGCGGCUGUGUUUGUGUCGCAAGGCGUAACUAAGAUCAGGCUCACAGGCGGCGAGCCCACAGUCAGACGAGACAUUGUGGACAUUUGCCAGUCGCUCUCCGCCCUGCCAGGGCUCAGCACCCUGGCUCUCACAUCAAACGGCAUUCUUCUUCCCGCAAAGCUGCCAGUGCUGAGGGAGGCGGGCCUCACCCACCUGAACGUGAGCCUGGACACCCUGGUGGAGCCCAGGUUCGAGCUGCUCACGCGCAGAAAGGGGCAUGCGCGCGUCCUUAAAGCCAUGGACAUGGCUCUGGAUCUGGGCUUUAAGCCGCUCAAGCUUAACUGUGUGGUGAUGCGCGGGGUGAACGACGACGAGAUCCUGGACUUUGUGGCGCUCACCAGAGACCGACCCAUCAACGUGCGGUUCAUAGAGUUCAUGCCGUUUGACGGCAACGUGUGGAAGACCAAGAAGAUGGUGCCUUACGCUGAGAUCAUGGCCCGCAUUAGGCAACGCCAUCCCAGCAUUGCCCGCCUCAGGGACCACCCAUCUGACACGGCGAAAAACUUUCAGGUGCCUGGAUUCGCGGGCAGCGUGUCGGUGAUUUCGUCCAUGACCAGCCACUUCUGCUCCGGCUGCACUCGCCUGCGCCUGCUGGCCGACGGGAACCUCAAAGUCUGCCUGUUUGGCCCCAAUGAGUGCUCUCGUCCAUGA
Molecule: messenger RNA, 1854 nt
Organism: Closterium sp. Naga37s-1
Lineage: Eukaryota; Viridiplantae; Streptophyta; Zygnematophyceae; Desmidiales; Closteriaceae
Source: the annotation of a GenBank genome assembly